CUCUCUUCUCUAAUAAACACAACUCAAACACACACAAAAAAAAGUUUAAAAAAAACACAAAAAAAUCUCUAAAACAAAUUUUGUUUUGAUUUAAAAAAAAAAUGGUUGAUUUAGAUUGGAAGGCUAAAAUGGUUUCCUCCGAUCUUCCCAACAAAUCACCAAAACUCUCCAAUAAACUCCACGUCACCAUCCCUUCUACGACACCGUUUCGCGGCGUUUCUACUGUUUCUCCGAUCUCCGCCUCGGAAUCCGCCUGCACCGCCUACGACCACUACUUCCGUCUCCCGGAGCUCCGUCAACUCUGGAGCUCUAAAGAUUUUCCUAACUGGAAAAACGAGUCGGUUCUCAAACCGGCUUUACACGGUUUAGAAAUCACUUUCCGGUUCGUUUCAACCGUUUUAUCUGAUCCGAGACCGUACACUAACCGGCGAGAAUGGAACCGGCGACUCGAGUCGCUUUCCACUUCACAAAUUCAGAUAAUCUCUCUGUUACUCGAAGACGAAGAGGAUGAUCCGGAAACACGUGGCACAGCUCCGAUCGUUGAUUUAAGCUCAUCCAACGGUGUGUUAGCUCGCGACGGAAGCUACGCUGAAGUUUGGAAGGUCUCACCGGAAACCACCGUGGUCAACAGAACAAGCGAGAACAGCCUCUUACCUCGUCUCGCUGCGUGGCAGAAAUCCGAAGAUAUCGCGGUGAAGAUUCUUUACUCUAUAGAAUGCGAAAUGAGACGGUGUCCGUACACAUUAGGUCUUGGAGAGCCAAAUUUAAACGGUAAACCUAAUCUCGAAUACGACGCCGUUUGUAAACCAAACGACGUGCAUAACCUGAAGAAAACUCCAUACGACAGUGUUAUUGACAAUCAUGAGAAUCAAACUCUACAUACAACGUAUCAGAUUUUGGAAUGUUGGAUUCAAGUUGCUAAAGAAUUGAUUAAUCGCGUGAUUAAUCGAAUUGAAAUCAAGAAAUUUAGUGAAGCAUCGAGCGAUUGUUAUAUAAUCGAAAGAAUUUGGAAAGUUCUAUUGGAAAUUGAAGAUUUACAGUUACUAAUGGAUCCUGAUGAUUUCUUGAGGUUAAAGAAUCAAUUACUUGCGAAAUCAGGUAACGAAACCGUACCGUUUUGUUUCCGGUCUACCGCGCUAGUGGAAUUGACUAAAUUAAGCAAGGAUUUAAAGCAUAAGGUGCCGGAGAUACUAGCGGUGGAGGUGGACCCCAUGGGCGGGCCGAGAAUUCAGGAGGCGGCGAUGAGAUUAUAUGGCGAAAAACGAGAGGACGGGAUUGAGAAAAUACAUUUGCUUCAGGGAUUACAAGCAAUGGAGGGCGGUUUAAAACGGUUUUAUUACGGUUAUAAGCAGUUGUUAAUUAUGGUUACGGGUAGUUUAGAGGCGAAAGCAAAUAGAGUAAUGGUGAGUCCUGAAAGUUGCGACUCGUUGACUCAGUUGUUUCUUGAGCCGACUUUUUAUCCUAGUUUGGAUGCUGCUAAGACGUUUUUGGGGGAGGUUUGGAGUCGGGAAUAUGGCGGCGCGGUGGAGAAUCGAAGCCGGAGGAAUUAGUUAUGUGUGGGCGGAGGUGGAAUCGGUGGCUGACUUGGUUUCGACCGAGUUUGUUGCGUGUUAGAAAUUUCUAGCUUGAUAUAGAUGUAUACAGUAUACACAAUGUUAUUUUUAUGGGUUUAUUUAAUUUUUUUUUUGAAAAUAGUGAUAUGAGUAUUGUAAAAAAAUUCAAUACAAAUUUAUUUAUUUUUGACGAUUUAA
Messenger RNA from Mercurialis annua (annual mercury), 1751 nucleotides. RefSeq names its product nematode resistance protein-like HSPRO2. Bases 102 to 1550 code for a protein of 482 amino acids. The transcript has a single exon. Gene Ontology annotation, molecular function: heme binding; metal ion binding. The record is from RefSeq and is a predicted model, not a curated record. Gene Ontology annotation, biological process: defense response. Lineage: Eukaryota; Viridiplantae; Streptophyta; Magnoliopsida; Malpighiales; Euphorbiaceae.